CAACCGUCCCCUAUAUAUGCCCACCGUCAUCUAUAUCCCUCUUCAAUACCCUUCGAUUAACCCGAUCCCUCUACAACAACCUUUGAAUAUACAAACGAAUGGGUGAGGCAAAAGAAGCCGGCGAGAAGAAAGCCGAUGCUGGCGAGAAGAAAGCCGAUGCCGGCGAGAAGAAAGCCGAGGGUCCUGCCCCCGCUGUUUUUAAGAUCGACUUGCAUUGCGACGGUUGUGCAAAAAAAGUCAGGCGAUAUGUUCGAAAUUUUGAUGGUGUGGAAGAUGUGAAGGUAGACAGUGCGAGCAACAAAGUGACGGUGACCGGCAAAGCUGACCCGGUGAAGCUUCGAGAGAAGUUGGAGGAGAAGACAAAGAAGAAGGUUGAGCUCAUCUCUCCUGUUCCUAAGAAGGAGGCCAAGGAUGGCGGGGCUGAUAAGAAGUCGGACGACAAGUCCGAGAAGAAGUCCGAUGAGAAAAAGUCCGACGAGAAAAAGUCGGAUGAGAAGAAGGCGGACGAUAAAAAACCAAAAGAGACUCCGGUGAGUACAGUGGUUCUCAAGAUUCGGUUGCACUGUGAAGGAUGCAUCCAUAAAAUAAAGAAAAUCAUCUCGAAGAGCAAAGGGGUUAAAACGGUGACGGUAGAUUCGCAGAAGGAUCUGGUAACGGUCACAGGACCUAUGGACGUAACGGAGCUGAUACCGUACCUGAAGGAGAAGCUGAGGAGGACCGUUGAGAUCGUUUCACCAAAGAAAGACGACGCUGGCGGUGACAAGAAAGAAAAAGGCGGCGGCGGUGACAAGAAGGAAGGCGGAGGUGAGAAGAAGAAAGAGGGAGAUGGCAAAGCCGCCGGCGGAGAGAAGAAAGAGGGAGAUGGCAAAGCCCCCGGCGGAGAGAAGAAAGAGGGAGACGCCAAAGCCGCCUCCGGGGGAAAGCAGGAGGAGGGUGGUGUGAAGGUGGAGGUGAACAAAAUGGAGUACCACGGAUACGGCUAUGCGCCGCCUCCACAGUACUAUUACGGACCACCCAUGUACAAUCAUGGAUAUCCUGCCGAAGGUCCGAGCCAAUGGUACGAACCACCCAUGUACGGUCAGGGAUACAGCGGAGAGGGUCCGAGUCAUCAUGGUUAUGUAGUGGAGCACACGCCACCGCCUCAGAUAUUCAGCGACGAGAAUCCCAACGCAUGUUCCGUCAUGUGAAACCAGGUUCACAGAAGGAAGACAAUCAAGAAGCCCAGAGUUGUAAAUAAAGCAAAAGCUUAUAUAACAGGGAACUUUUUUUGUUUUUUUUUUUUCCUCCUGGAAAUUUCGUUUAGAAUAGAGUUGGCCUGUUGGAUACGCCGGCAGCCAGCCGGCCAAGGCGGUGUAGUUGCUAUUAGCAAGGUUGUUAAAUUACUUUGUUCUUUCCGGAACAUUUUUUGUGUUAUUUUACUAAUUUCUGAGCCCGUUCAUAUCUACGAAAUUAUAAAUGAUGCCAACUUUGUGGUUUACAAUGCAGCCACGUGGUUUCUUUUUAA
Vitis riparia (riverbank grape) is the source of this 1504-nucleotide messenger RNA. RefSeq names its product heavy metal-associated isoprenylated plant protein 3-like. The record is from RefSeq and is a predicted model, not a curated record. Gene Ontology annotation, molecular function: metal ion binding. Bases 99 to 1187 code for a protein of 362 amino acids. NCBI's taxonomy places the organism in Eukaryota, Viridiplantae, Streptophyta, Magnoliopsida, Vitales, Vitaceae. The transcript is spliced from 5 exons.